Vanessa atalanta (red admiral) is the source of this 717-nucleotide messenger RNA. RefSeq lists its product as uncharacterized. The record is from RefSeq and is a predicted model, not a curated record. The transcript has 2 exons. Bases 125 to 712 code for a protein of 195 amino acids. NCBI's taxonomy places the organism in Eukaryota, Metazoa, Arthropoda, Insecta, Lepidoptera, Nymphalidae.
UGUUUAAUAUUUUGGGUCUUGUAUGAGUCUAAAAGGAGUUAAUAAGGUGCAAAAUUAUAAAGAUCUCCUAUGUUCCUAAGCGAUAUAUUUGAUCUCUGGUGAUUGCGUGGGAAGGAUACUGAAGAUGCAUUGCCAACGAUGCCAAAAAUCAAUACGAAGUUGUGAAGGUAUUAAGUGUGGCCUAUGUGAGUCGAGAUUUCAUAUUAAAUGUAUAAAUGGCAAUACAAAGAAUUUAGAACUAGAAUGUGGUGAUAAGGGAUUUCACUGGAUUUGUGCCAUGUGUCAAAAACCGUCUUGUAAAAUCAUAAACGACCAAAUUCAACCAGAUACGAUAUUCAAAGCAAUAAAUGCACUAACGGAGAAACUUGAACUUGUCAACAAGAUCCAGCUACCGAAACUAAAUAAUGAUUUGAUACAAAUAAAAUCCGUAACUGAUCAUAUUAAGAAACAAAAUGAGAACAUUCUAAUUAAAAUUGAUGACUUAAAGAACAGAAAGUGUGCAGAGCAAUAUAAAAAUUCGAACAAUAAAUAUCGAAAUCGAAAUCUUAAUUUGUCUCCAAGAUCGAAUCGGUGCGACGAGAAAACUCCGAUUUUGGGUACUGAUAAAGUCAGAUAUAGAACACGUAGGAGAUCAUAUCCAAUUAUUAAGAUGUUAUUACAGUUAAACCGAAGAUUGAGUCGAGGAAAUAGACCAAAGAGAAAAAUCAAUUAAAAUAA